AAAAUAUUUUCUAUUUUCCAUUCUUCUUUCCCUUACUUUAUACAUUUUGAAAAUGUCUGAACCUGUUGUUGAUCAAAAGAACCUUCAAAAGGAUCCCGUCACUGGUGAGAUGAUCUCCAAGUCUGAGUUCAAGAGACGUGAAAAGGUCCGCGCCAAGGAAGCUUCUAAGGCUGCCAAGGCCGCUGCUGCUCCUCCCAAGGAAGUCAAGGCCAAGAGUGCUGAAGACGGUGAGGAAGAAUUGAACCCUAACCAAUACUUUGAGUUGCGUUCCAAGGCUAUCAACAAGCUCCGUGAGAACCCCAGCCCUGAGCCUUAUCCUCACAAGUUCCAAGUUGAGAUGAGUCUUCCCAGCUUCAUUGAAAAGUUUGAAAAGUUAGAAGUUGGUGAACGUCUUGAUGACCAAGUUAUUUCUCUUGCUGGUCGUAUCCACAACAAGCGUGAUUCCGGUGCCAAGUUGAGAUUCUACGAUUUACAUGGUGAGGGUGUCAAGGUUCAAAUUAUGGCUGCUCUCCAAGACAACGAAGGUGAUGAUUACACUGAAAUUCACGAUCUUUUGAGACGUGGUGAUGUUGUUGGUGUCACUGGUGUACCUGGUAAGACCAAGCGUGGUGAACUUUCCAUCUUCCCCAAGAAGGUCACUCUCUUGUCUCCUUGUCUUCGUAUGUUGCCCAAGGCCAAUUAUGGUUUCAAGGAUAUGGAAUUGCGUUUCCGUCAACGUUACCUUGAUUUGAUCAUGAACAACUUUGUUCGUGACAAGUUCACUAUCCGUAGUAAGAUCGUCACCUAUAUUCGUUCUUUCUUUGACUCUCGUAACUUCCUUGAAGUCGAAACCCCCAUGAUGAACCAAAUUGCUGGUGGUGCCACUGCUAAGCCUUUCGUCACCCAUCACAACGAUUUAAAGUUGGAUAUGUUCAUGCGUGUUGCCCCCGAAUUAUACCUCAAGAUGUUGGUUGUUGGUGGUCUUGAUCGUGUUUAUGAAAUCGGACGUCAAUUCCGUAACGAAGGUAUCGAUAUGACCCAUAACCCUGAAUUCACCACCUGUGAGUUCUAUAUGGCCUAUGCUGAUAUGUACGAUUUGAUGGAGAUGACCGAAGAACUUGUUUCCGGAAUGGUUAUGAAGCUCUUUGGUAAGUAUCAAAUCCAAUACCAUCCUCAAGGUCCUGAGGGUCCCGCUUUGGAUAUCGAUUUCACUCCUCCUUUCAGACGUCUUGAUAUGAUCCAAACUUUGGAAGAGAAGUUAAACUGUACUUUCCCUCCUGGAGAUCAACUUCACACUGCCGAAACCAACAAAUUUUUGUCUGACCUCUGUGCCAAGAAUGGCGUUGAGUGUUCUGCUCCUCGUACCAAUGCUCGUAUGUUGGAUAAACUUGUCGGUGAGUACCUCGAAACUGAAUGUAUCAGCCCUACUUUCAUUACUGGCCAUCCUCAAAUGAUGUCCCCCUUGGCCAAGAAGCAUCGUGAUCGUGCUGGUCUUUGUGAACGUUUCGAAAUGUUUGUCGCUACCAAGGAAGUCUGUAACGCUUACACCGAAUUAAACGAUCCCUUUGAUCAACGUGAACGUUUUGCUCAACAAGCUAACGAUAAGGCUGCUGGUGAUGACGAGGCUCAAUUAAUCGAUGAAAACUUCUGUCAAUCUCUCGAAUACGGUCUCCCCCCUACCGGUGGUUGGGGUAUGGGUAUCGAUCGUAUGGCCAUGUUCUUGACUGACUCUAACAACAUCAAGGAAGUUCUCUUGUUCCCUGCCAUGAAGCCUGAGGAAAACAACUAGAUUUAAACUUUUUGUUUUUUUUUUUAUACAUAUAUAUAUUUUCUUUCUGGAAAAAAACAACAUUCUCAGCAUUUUUGAAAUAAUAAAUAAAAAUAUUUAUCACACUUUUCAUGAUAUCUUAUCUGU
Messenger RNA from Mucor mucedo, 1894 nucleotides. Its product is annotated as lysyl-tRNA synthetase. The transcript is spliced from 3 exons. The coding region runs from base 53 to 1768 and encodes 571 amino acids. NCBI's taxonomy places the organism in Eukaryota, Fungi, Mucoromycota, Mucoromycetes, Mucorales, Mucoraceae. Gene Ontology annotation, molecular function: ATP binding; tRNA binding; lysine-tRNA ligase activity. Gene Ontology annotation, biological process: lysyl-tRNA aminoacylation. Gene Ontology annotation, cellular component: cytosol; cytoplasm. The record is from RefSeq and is a predicted model, not a curated record.